AUGGAAACGGAAGCGAAGAGCCCCAUGGAGGCCUCAGGGCAGGAGACGACCUUGGGGCAACUGAGUCAGGAGGCCACCUGCCCGCUCUGCCUGGACUUCUUCCAGCAGCCGAUGGUCCUGGCCUGCGGGCACAACUUCUGCCGCGACUGCCUGGCCCGGCUGGGCGCUGAGGCUUCCUGCCCCCAGUGCAGAGCCAGGGUGGAGCCCGGCAGCGCCUCCCCCAACUGGGCCCUGGCCAACAUCGUCCGCCUGGUGAAGGGGCUUCGGCUGUCGAGGGGGGGAGCCCAGGAGGGGAGCAGCGGCCCCCAGCUGUGCCGGGAACACCAGCAGCCCCUGCAGACCUUCUGCUCCAGUGAGAAGAGCCUCCUCUGCGCCGGCUGCCUGGGGGGGCACCAGGGCCACCCCCUCCUCUCCCUGCCCGAGGCUGCCCGAGAAUACAAGGACCUGCUGGAUGCCCUCCUGGAGGCCCUGAGGAAGGAGGAGCAGCAGCUGCUGGAGCAGAGGCAGGCGGAAGAGCAGAGCCGGCAGGAGUGCCAGGAACAAUUUGCCACCGAGAAGCAGAAGGUCAGCCGGGCGCUGGAAUCCCUGGUGGAGCUGCUCAAGAAGAGGCAGUCAGUCUGGGUCGCCUGGCUGGUCGAGCAGGAGAAGAAGAUGAUGGCCGAAUGGAUGGGCCCUCUGGCCCAGCUCUCCGUGGAGGCUUCCCGCUUGCAGCAGCUGAUUGCCCAGAUGGAGAGGAAGUGCCGCCAGCCAGACGGGGAAUUCCUGCAGGACAUCCAGGACACCGUGGACAGGUGCCGGAGUUACGUGGUGGGGCGCGUGGAGAGUGUCUCCCCCAGGCUGCAAGGCAGACUCCAGACCAUGUUGGAGGAAAACGCUCCUGUAAGGCAGGUUGUGGACAAUUACAAAGCCUCCCUGGAGACGACUCUGACCAGGAAGAAGCUGGAGCGAUCUCUGGCCACGGUCUACGUCACGCCGGACGGCUCGACCGCCCACCCGCGGCUCUGGUGCCAGGGAACCACUCUGACUUUGGUCGACCAAAACCAGGAUCUCCCGGAUCUGCCAGGGAGGUUCAACCAGGAAUUGUGCGCCCUGUGCUGCGGGGUAUUCAAUGCAUGGUGGUACUAUUGGGAAGUGUCUGUGCAGGGUCUAGACAAUGCCCCGGUGGGUGGCAGAGCAUGCUGGGCCAUUGGGGUGGCCAUAGAGUCUGUACGCAGGAAGGGGAGUUUCCAGCUGAGCCCCCAGGAGGAAAUCUGGGCCGUGGGGAAGAGUGUGGAGGGCAAGACGGUCGCUUUCUCCAAGGUUCACGAGAAGCUCAGCUUGCAAAGGCUGAGGUGGCUGCGGGUGUGGCUGGACUACAAGGCAGAAGAGGUGGAGUUCCUGGAUGUAGAGACUGGGGCUUCCCUCUACAUCUUCCGGACAGGGCCCUUCCUUGGGGAGAGGGCCUACCCUUUUUUCUACCUGGGCCAGCAGGGGGUCUCCCUUAAGUGUGAGGAAUAUCCACGUCCAACUGCAACACAUUACAGACGGAUGGACAGUUUUGGAAAGAGGAUCCCUGAAGGCAUCCUGGCCACAGAGGGCUUUAAAAGGACCCAGCAGCGGCUACAAAUAGGGAAGUGA
Protobothrops mucrosquamatus (brown spotted pit viper) is the source of this 1617-nucleotide messenger RNA. Its product is annotated as zinc finger protein RFP-like. The transcript is spliced from 8 exons. NCBI's taxonomy places the organism in Eukaryota, Metazoa, Chordata, Lepidosauria, Squamata, Viperidae. The record is from RefSeq and is a predicted model, not a curated record. Bases 1 to 1617 code for a protein of 538 amino acids. Gene Ontology annotation, molecular function: protein binding; zinc ion binding.